Pyricularia grisea is the source of this 2942-nucleotide messenger RNA. RefSeq lists its product as uncharacterized. The transcript has 5 exons. Gene Ontology annotation, molecular function: mRNA binding. Bases 426 to 2027 code for a protein of 533 amino acids. Gene Ontology annotation, biological process: protein deubiquitination; ribophagy. NCBI's taxonomy places the organism in Eukaryota, Fungi, Ascomycota, Sordariomycetes, Magnaporthales, Pyriculariaceae. Gene Ontology annotation, cellular component: cytosol; Ubp3-Bre5 deubiquitination complex; ribonucleoprotein complex. The record is from RefSeq and is a predicted model, not a curated record.
CACAAAUUAAAUCGACGGACCACCAUCCCUCACACCCGCUACUUUCACUACAGACCACAGUAAGAAGCUUCUCAACGCUUCAGAACUCUUUCACCCUUCUCACCCGCAAGAAAGUUUGAUUUCUUUAGACCUCGAAAAAAUAAAUCAGUGCGUUCCGAGCUCACUUUUUGCGCCCUGUGAUUUGAGCUAUCCGCGCGACUUUGGACGAUCGGCGCCCACCAAUCAUCCGCAUCUCAGAUCAUCCUACCUUACCUACCCUAGGUACCUUAACUACCUAUCUAGCACAUAAACGACGCAGGCGGCUGUUCAAGUCAAUACCUCUUCGACCAGACUCGGCCAUCUCUACCUGAUCGACGAUCUGUCGAUAAAUCUUUUCGCUCGACCGCUCCAUCCUAUCUCCUCCAAAUCACAUAACCGUCGCAAAUAUGGCCACCAUGCCGACAAACGGUAAUGUUAAUCACCAGGACCAGAGCACUGCGUCAGCCUCGUCCCGCAGCCAGGCCAACACCGAGUCUAGCUCCUUGUCCAAGGACGAGGUUGGUUGGUACUUUGUUGAGCAGUACUACACUACCCUGAGCAAAAACCCGGAGCGCCUACACCUCUUCUAUGGAAAACACUCCCAGCUUGUUUAUGGACUCGAGGCUGAGGUUGCGAACGUGUCAGUUGGUCGUCAGCAAAUUCAAGAGCGGAUCAAGUCCCUUGACCUGCAAGACUGCAAGGUCCGCGUUUCCAACGUCGACUCUCAGGCUUCUGAGGAGAGCAUCGUGAUCCAGGUUAUUGGAGAGACGGUCAACAAGGGAGGCGAGCCCAAGAAGUUUGUCCAGACAUUCAUCCUCGCCAAGCAGCCGUCCGGAUACUUUGUUCUCAACGAUAUUCUGCGCUACAUUAACGACGACGCGGAAGAGGAUGCCGCAGAGACCACUGCGGCUGAUGAGGAGACUGCCCCCGAGACACAAGCUGCCGCCGAGCCAGAGGCGUCCAAAGUAGAGCCAGAGGCUGUCAAGCCUGAGGUCGAGGCUGUCGAGGUGGAUGCCACCGCCGCCAGCAAGGAUUCGGAGAAGAUUGCGGAGACCAAGGAGGCUCCUGCUCCUUCAACUGAGGCUGCUUCAGCCCAGCCGGCUGCUACGAAGGAUGCCGUUGCCACUCCUGCCAAGACCGAGAGCGCUGCUGCGACCCCCGACCCUGAGAAGGUGGCUGAGGAGAUCGCUGAGGAGGAGGUUAAGAAGCCGGAGCUUCCCAAGGACCCGAGCCCGACCCCUGUUGCACCUCGCCCGGCUGCCCCUGCCGCUGCCGAGCCCGAGAAGGCCAAGGAGCCCCCCAAGCCCAUGACCUGGGCUAGCAGGGCUGCCGCUGCCGCUAGACCUGCCGUUGCUCUGCCGAAACCCGCUGUCCCUGCCGCUGCCACGCCUGCUGCCCGCCCGGCCGCUGCCGCCACCGCCGCCGCCACUCCCGCCGCCGCCACUCCUGCUGCAGCUGCACCCAAGCCGGCCGCACCUGCCCCUGCCGCCGAGGCCCCCGCUGCUCAAGAGUCGGGCAACGAGUGGCAAACAGCUGGUGCCGAUUCCAAGCGCCAGAACCGACCCCAAUCCGUUGUUGGUGCGCCCCAAGAAGACAAGGGCACUCUGGGCUACGUGAAGUUUGUUACCGAGAAGGUCAAGACCGAGAAUCUUAAGGCUCAUCUCUCUUCCUUCGGCGAGCUUGUCUACUUUGACAUCAACCGCACCAAGAACUGUGCUUUUGUUGAGUUCGCCAACAUUGCCGGCUACACCGCCGCAGCGGCCGCCAACCCCCACACCGUUGACGGCGAGCAGAUUUACGUCGAGCCCCGCAGGCCGAAGGCCAGCGCCUACGGUGGUAGCAACUACAGCAACCGGGGAGGCAGUGUCCCGGGUCGCGGACGUGGUGGAUUUGACGGCAACCGCUCUGGAAGCCAGGGCGGCCGUGGCGGAUAUGGCAACCAAGGCCGUGGUGGGCGUGGUGGUGCCCCCAGGGGUCGCGGUGGUGUGUCGCAGCCCACCAACGCAUAGGUCGUUCUGACCUAAUAUUUCCAAGUUCGAGCUACGUCAUGAAGCUUUGAGCUGGUGUGUUCACGGCCCGGACAAGACUAAACGGCAUUCUCGAGGUCUUAGUCGUUGGGAGAAAAUUCACCACCGAGGGUCGAAUAUACGGGUGAUCAGUGGAGGAAAUACAGCAAAAACCAAAGAAGAUGUGCAUUUCGGCAGGAGUUCGAGGUCGAGUUUUUCGGAUCAUUUUGAAGGACUAACCUAUAAGUCAGUCAAUCCAUUUGCACGGGCAGAGCUAGCGCGUAGAGGGUAUGGUCUCGAAAAGUUACAUAGUUGGCUUUUGGGGAGUUGGUCUUGGGACUGGUCUGGUUUUUUUUUUCUCGUUUCCGUCUCAUUUCUUUUCUUUGUUCUUGGGUUCUUGUGUUUGUCAACGCCGGGAGGGAAUGAUGGGUCAGGGAACGGCUGAGAAUGGCACUGGCAGGCUGGCGAUUAAGCUCUGAUACCUUGCUCUUGUCACUGAUUUUUUUUCUUUUCUUUUCGUUUCACUUCUUCAAAAACCCAUGUUUAUUGUCUUUUGAUUUUUGGUUCUCCAUGGCAUGUACAACAUGUCCUGGUGAAUGGACUCAAAAAAAGAAUAAGGGAGCAAGAGCAAACUCGGGUCCGGGUCAUGAACGCCAUUAAUUUGUUUUGAUCUCGGAGUUGGCUGGCGGGAUCUCUGGGAGCGUCUGGUUCUCUGUAACUUUUUUUUUUAUUAUUAUUAUAAUUGUGCAUGCGGGCUUGCUUGGCCUAAAAACCUUCGUGGGAUCUAACGGGUGCGUCGUCGGAGGGGUUCUCUGCUCAGUGAUCCUCUGGGGGCAUGUCCAGUGGGAAGAUUUAUCUUUUGAUACCCUGGUAAAUAAUGACUCCUCGCAUGUGCGAAAUCGACGAAAUGAAUCUGAU